AUGGGGGGGUGGCCCAUACCGGGGCCGGGGACGUUAACGCUCUCUUUCCCCGAAUAUCCGGAUGUCGGCCGUGUGGCAUCCACGGUGCAGAUGCUUCUCUCCACGGAGAUUGCAUUUUACGAUACCGUGACGAAUGUCUCGGGGAUCGAGGUGGACAAGAGCACCGGCAGACUGCUUGGCAACAAACUGCGUGUCACCGAGGACUUUGUCGAAAGCGAAGUGGCUGUGAUAUCAGCAAUCAGCGGCCGCGAAUACAACUCAUGGGUCGAGGGACGACAGUGCAUUGAGAAAAAGGUGUCAUUUGCCCCCAAUGGCGAUGAUAUCAUGUCGCACUUUUACGAAGGCUUCUUUGCCAACAUCGCAGCGCUCCACGCAUUGCGCCACAGCAAAGGUGUUGUACAGUUGCUGGGUGUGGUGUUGGAUGACCAGAGGCUGCAGGUCAAAAGCUACUUGACUCGUGGAAAUGAAUACGGAACCGUGGGUAAUAUCUUGCACAAGUGCAACGUACUAGUAGCCGGCGUGCGGAUAGCGUGGUCGGUCCGGCUGUCAUGGGCACGCGACAUUAUUUCCGCGACGGCUGAUAUUCACUCUCAGAGCCUAGUAGUUGGCCGCCAUGGUACAUGGAACCUCGCACUGGAUGAAGACGGGCAUGUUCGGCGCAAGGCUGUUGAUGGCAACGUGUGUUUGGAGUUCAGAGGCUGGGCAGCCCCGGAAGUCCGGCCCAGCCAACAGGGGAAUGACCAGCAACAUGUAUCGGGCCCCGACGAAACCAAAUGA
Molecule: messenger RNA, 777 nt
Organism: Diaporthe citri
Lineage: Eukaryota; Fungi; Ascomycota; Sordariomycetes; Diaporthales; Diaporthaceae
Exons: 2
Coding region: 1-777 (258 amino acids)
Source: RefSeq, a predicted model, not a curated record